Dermacentor andersoni is the source of this 1672-nucleotide messenger RNA. RefSeq names its product scoloptoxin SSD20-like. Gene Ontology annotation, cellular component: plasma membrane. The record is from RefSeq and is a predicted model, not a curated record. Gene Ontology annotation, molecular function: glutathione gamma-glutamate hydrolase. Gene Ontology annotation, biological process: glutathione catabolic process. Lineage: Eukaryota; Metazoa; Arthropoda; Arachnida; Ixodida; Ixodidae.
AUGGGGAACAGCGACGUGCUGCUGGUACUCGCUGCUUUUGUGGUCAAGUGCGGAUUUGCUCAAGAAGACCGCAGUAAUGCCUGCCGCCCGCAGUACAAGGCCUCUUCUGACCUCGGUAAUUUCACUCACUGGGCCGUCUCUACUGAAGCUGCUUUAUGUGCAACGGUGCCAAGGACAAUACACGGGAAGGGAGGCAACAUAGCGGACGCAGCUGUGGCCACCUUACUUUGCAUGGGCGUUGUGCUUCCGCAAUUCAUGGGCAUCGGAGGCGGAUUUGUCGCAACGCAUUACUCAAGGCGUGACGGGCAGGCCAUGUCGCUCAUCUCUCGAGAGGUGGCUCCCAAGGCUGCGACCACGGACAUGUUCGUCGAGAACGCUACGCUGUCUCUCAUGGGCGGCCUGUCCAUUGCCGUGCCCGGAGAGAUACGCGGCUACGCUGAGCUGCACAAGCGCCUAGGUGGCAGGCUUCCCUGGAAAGCGCUCUUUGAAGACGCCAUUCGCUUGGCCAACGAAGGAUUCCCACGUGGUAGCCCACUCAAGCAAGGUGAGGUGCUCGUGCAGAAGGACCUGGCACGCACGCUUGAAGCCAUCGCUGAGAACGGCCCGGAUUACUUUUACGAGGGCCCAUUCGCAGAGGAGAUGGUUCGCGAAAUCGCCAGCGAAGGAGCAAUCCUAACAGUCGAAGAUCUGCUGUCAUACCGCCCCACAUGGGAGCCUGCUCUCAGCGUUACUCUCCAAGAUGGCCGAGUUCUCUACACGGCACCGCCACCUGGCGGUGGCGCCAUCUACACCUACAUCAUGGCUAUCAUGGAUGCUUUCAGAAGCAACGUCAGCGCAGAGCUUCAAAACGAUGCACUCACUCUGCACCGCUUUAUCGAAGCCUGCAAGUUUGGUUUCGCGAAGAGAAGCCUCCUUGGUGACCCCCGCUUUGAAGAUGUAAGAGAUGUGCUACAGAACCUGACGUCGUGGGAUUACGCCAAUGCGACGCGGUGGAAGAUCGACGACGACAGGACAUACCAGGACCCAACUCAUUAUGGCCUCGACACCGCGCCUGCGCCAGAGAAUAGAGGCACGGCGCACCUCUCCCUGUGGGAAGACGACGGAGACGCCCUUAGCGUCACCAGCACCGUCAACGGAUAUUUCGGAAGCAUGAUACGGAGCUCUUCAGGCGUAAUCUUCAAUAACCAGAUGAACGACUUCUCCACGCCCGGCCAGAGCAACUUCUGGGGCCUCCCACCAUCGCCGGCCAACUUAAUAAAGCCGGACAAGAGGCCGCAGUCCUCCAUGAGCCCCAUUGUGGUGGUUGAUGCCAACGGAGACGUGGAGAUGGUCAUCGGUGGCUCAGGUGGAAGCAAGAUCAUUACGGCAGUGGCUCUGGUGAGCAUGAGAGCACUUUGGCAGAGCGGCGACAUCAGGGAAGCCAUCGACUACGCAAGGCUGCACGAGCAGCUCACAGCCGAUGAUGUCAUGGUAGAACCUCAAUUUCCCGAAACCUACGCUCGCCAGCUUGAAGAAAAAGGCCACAAGAUACAAACAGUCUUUGGAGAGUUCAACAACGUCAUGGCCGUGCAGCGAAAGAACCAACGCCUCCAAGCCAACGCCGACUACCGCAGCGAUGGAGGUGUCGACGGCAGCUGACCUUCGCGAAUGUAGCCAUGAGGUGUUGCGUCAG